Messenger RNA from Pangasianodon hypophthalmus (striped catfish), 2276 nucleotides. RefSeq names its product protein phosphatase, Mg2+/Mn2+ dependent, 1Na (putative) (gene ppm1na). Gene Ontology annotation, cellular component: nucleus; cytosol. Lineage: Eukaryota; Metazoa; Chordata; Actinopteri; Siluriformes; Pangasiidae. Gene Ontology annotation, molecular function: manganese ion binding; protein serine/threonine phosphatase activity; magnesium ion binding. The coding region runs from base 402 to 1715 and encodes 437 amino acids. Gene Ontology annotation, biological process: protein dephosphorylation; positive regulation of canonical Wnt signaling pathway; positive regulation of canonical NF-kappaB signal transduction. The record is from RefSeq and is a predicted model, not a curated record. The transcript is spliced from 7 exons.
CAUGGUGCAGAUAUACCAUAUGAUGCAUGUUCUGUAAAUAUUUAUUUAAAGAACAUGCAUCCUAUGGUAUAUCUGUAUUCUGUUUCACUCUCUGGAUACAUUAUGAAAUGCUGACAUGUUCAUAAUGUUAGUGCAGGAACAUGCCCUAAUCCAAGCGCAUUACUGUAGAAGGGAUUAUCAAGAUCCCAAAACAGAGGGUGGGAGAGACAAGGCACACAGGGGUGAUCACGCUGAGGGAUGAGUGAACAGAAAUAGCCUGGCCAAUAACAGCUCUUGGAGCAGAGAAGAGAGCCAGCUCCAGGAUUCAGGGUGAAGCACUGGACCUGUUACAGAGGUCUAGAGUGAGGAAACUAAAGAGUAGAAGGAACAGCAGGAGGUUUAAGAGUACGAUCCAGGUGGCCAUGAGGACGGCAAGGCGAGCCAGCACUGUGGAGGUUCCCUCCUUCCUGCGACAGUUAGUGAGGGAGACCGAAAAGAUGGUCACUUUCUUUUUCAAGGGAGGUCAGGGGGAACAACAAGCAGAUGAUUCGGACUCUGAAGAGGAUAAUGAUGAUGUGGAGGAGAUACCCAGCCCUUACCUGGAGAGGCCCAUGCUACAGAAGCACACUGCCGAGGGCGGGUCUAAGUGGGGCAUUAGCUAUGCCCUGGCCACCAUGCAGGGAUGGCGUGCGCAAAUGGAGGAUGCCCACACAUGCAUGCCUGAGAUGACUGAGGGCCUGCCAGAUUGGAGUUACUUUGCUGUGUUUGAUGGGCAUGCUGGAAACACUGUGGCUCAGUAUUGCUCCACACAUCUGCUUGAUCACAUCCUUGCGACAGGUGGCGUAGCUGCAGAGGAAAAUGUGGAGCUAGUGAAAGACGGCGUCCGAGAUGGGUUCUUAGGCAUUGACCGCCACAUGCAUCAACUGGCCCACACCAGUGGCUGGGACCGCAGUGGCUCCACAGCGGCUGCUGUCAUGAUCUCUCCACGUAACAUCUACUUUAUCAACUGUGGUGACUCCCGCACCUUCCUGUGCCGCAAUGGCCAGGUGGUCUUCUACACGGAGGACCACAAGCCCUGCAACCCACGCGAGAAGGAGCGCAUACAGAACGCAGGGGGCUCAGUCAUGCUGCAGCGCAUCAACGGUUCCCUGGCUGUAUCUCGUGCGCUCGGAGAUUUCACCUUUAAGGAGGUGGAAUGGAGGACGCAGACAGAGCAGCUGGUGUCCCCCGAACCUGAGGUCUAUGACCUGGAGCGCUCACCCAGUGAUGAAUUCCUAGUGGUGGCUUGUGAUGGAGUUUGGGAUGCCAUCAGUAAUGAAGAGCUGUGUGCCUUUGUGCACAACCGGCUUUCAUUGUAUGAUGACUUGAGGGAAGUCUGUUCGCAGGUCAUCGACCUCUGCCUCUAUAAGGGAAGCCUAGACAACAUGAGCAUCAUCAUCAUCUGCUUCAGUGGCUCUCCACAAGUGACUCCUGAAGCAUUGCAACAGGAGGCAGAGCUGGAACAACUCAUAGAUUGUAAAGUAAAAGAGAUCAUUCAGCUGAUCAGGUCUCAGAAUGAAGAGCCAGAUCUGCUUCAUGUGAUGAAGUUUCUGUCAGCUGAUAACAUCCCUGGACUUCCACCAGGGGGUGGCAUCACAAGCAAGAGAGAAUGCAUAAUUGCUGCGUACCAGAAAUAUUCAGCAGCUUUCAGAAUUGUUGACCAAGAGGAUACUGGCGGCUUGGAGAAUUCUAACUAGUGGUGGUUGCCUUGGAAACUAAAUCAGAAGCCUCACAUUUACAUAGCAACAGUCUUUAUCGUGGGAAACAUGACAGAUGAACUUUAAAGUAAUAAAAAGUUAAAAAUAAUAGCAGCCAAUCUAGAAUACAGUGACAGCCAUUAACAACAAAUAUGUUUAUCUGCAGGGAAACAGAUAUUUCAGUUGUCACUCUUUAAGUGACUGUGAGUCCCUGAUUAUGCAGAUUCUGCUUGUAUAUACAGCUGACACAGCAAGCAGAAUCUGCAUAAUGUGCAUAUUAUUAUGAAUUUUAAAAUUAGUAUAAACAUUCCCAUGUGAACUGUAUAUGGAGGUGAAGACAUCAUAAGGAAUUUCUCAGCAAUUCUGUGUUGAUAUGGAACAAACAACGAGAUAAAUAGAUUAUAAAACUUUACAAUGUGAUUACAAUAAGUCGAGAUCUUGGAAUUAUCUUGAAAAAAUAAUGUUUGAAUGUUAUUUAAAUGCCACUCAAUAUGUAUGACAUGUUUUACAAUAAAAUAUUGCUUAAAAGUAUUAACAUAUAAAUAAAUUAACAUAUAUAAA